UAUGUAGGCCAUUUUGUGACGCGUUGUGCCUCAAGGUGGUUGUUCCAUCAGGGGCUAAUGUUUAUAAGCUUUUGAUAUUACGAUUUUAUUUUCCAGGGUCAGUGUCAACGUUUUAUAAACAAUUAUGUUCAUUAGAUUUUUUAUUACUCCGUGAUAAAUACAAAUAGGUUGGGAUGAAGUGAAAGUUCGGCUUGUGCCAGUUGUGUCAUUGUGAGAAAGUUUGAAUUUAGAUUAGUAUACAUUUGGAUUUACUUAUUAAGUAUUAUACAUAGACCAGUAACAAACAUGGAAGAAAUUAUUGAAAUCGUUAAAGUCGAGAACACUAUAUUUCUUAAUGGCCAAGCUUCAGAGGUCAUAAUUAGCAAUCCUGAAACUGAUACUGUUAUAUUAGCAAACGAGGAUGUUCAAGAAGAUUUGAAUGAAGUUCUCUCACAAAAUACCCACAUAAUACAAAUUGUGACGGAUUAUGAAUGUGUAACUUGUCAUCGUAUAUUUCAAUCUGAAGAUAUGCUGAAGGAACAUUUAGAAGUGUGUAGAGAAGAAGAUGACAGUACUGAAAUAUUGGAAUUGCGAAGUAUUGAUACUUAUGACUCAGAAGACGAAGCAAAUGCGGAUGACCCAGAUGAAUAUCUGUUUGAAGAUUCAAGCACUACUGAUUCUCAAAAUUCAAAGAACAACAAUGAGAAAGGAGUAAUAAAACCAGUCCCAGACAGCCAGUGUCACUGUUGUGCCGAAGACCUUACGACUGCACACAGUGGCGGUGAAUUUAAAUGUCAGCAUUGCAACUUGUCGUUUAAAAAGAUGAGUUCCUUAGAAAGACACACGAUUGUCGUUCACUGGGAAAAUGAUGCUAUCAGUUGUACAGAAUGUUCAGAGGCUUUUCCUGACAAAAAAGCCUUGGAUAAGCAUCGCUAUACGAAACAUGCGAAGACACAAAAAAUUUACAAAUGCGAACCUUGUGACAUGUAUUUCUCACGUAAUUAUCAUCUAAAUCGACACAAAAUGCAAUCUGGAUGUCACGGCGAGUUGCAUAACACAUUUUCAUGUCAAGUUUGCAAUAAAAUUUUUACUCGCAAAGAUAAUUUGCGCGAGCAUUUACGCACUCACGCGGGUACGCCUCAACGACAAAAGAAGCCAUGUAAACAUUGCCCUAAGGAAUUUCAUACAAACCAACAGCUCUUGAUACACGAACGCAUGCAUACUGGGGAAAGACCCAUCGAGUGCGACCUUUGUAGUAAAACAUUCCUAUCCACCCUGGCGAUGAAGAAGCAUCGCCGAGUACACACCGGAGAAAAACCAUUCGAAUGUAAAUUUCAAGCCAGACGCGGAGGACCUAUUUGUCAAAGAAAGUUCGCAGCUCGGGAAACUUUAAAUCGUCAUCAGCGAACGCACACUGGCGAGAAACCCCACGUCUGCCAAUACUGCGGCAAAUCGUUUAUUCAAGCAGCACAAUUAAGAGCGCACGUGUUUCAUCAUACAGGAGAAAAUGGAUUCUACUGUGACAUUUGUGGCAAGGCGUUUAAUCGUAAGGCCCGUUUGAAUGUGCACAAGAAAUUUGUUCACGAGGGAGCAACUCCGUUCAAAUGCGAAGUCUGUGAAAAGUCGUUUAUGCGAAAGGAAGACCUAGCUAAGCAUAAACUUCUUCACAGUGGCGUAAAACCAUUUAAAUGUGACAAAUGUUCAAAAUCAUUUGCUGCCAAAUCUUCUCUUCAAGCUCAUAUGAACACGCACAGACGGGAACCACCGCAGUCGUGUGCAGAAUGCGGUCGCGCAUUCAUACGUCAUGACUGUCUAAUGCGUCACAUCCGGACAAAGCAUCGCGAACUCCUGGAAGAUGUAUUGGGCGAAGCUGAACAUCGUCAGCUGCAAUCGCAACUGCUUAAUAUUGCAUCCAGCGCAGCUGCAAAGCUGAAAACUGGAAAAUCCACGGCUCUGACUAAUGAUCAGUUGCUUAAGGCUAUUGUUGAGCUUUUGACAAUUCUCAUUGAAGAAGACACUUUGCAGUUAUUCGGAUGGCCCAGUGCACCAAUUCAGGACGUCUUGGAAGCUGUUAUCAGACGUUGCGGUCAUCAACCAAUCACCUCAGACAGCGAUAAACCAUUUCCUGAACGAUUGAGGGAGAACGUGAAAUUACUUUUUACAGUUGUCAUUGAAGAUGACACUGUCAAAUCAUUGUUAACCACUCAAACCGUUGACGAAGUCAUUCAGCACGUUUUGAAGCUUUCAAAGGAGUAGACCACGUCACCUAAUAUGGUAUGUUCAAACAAAAGACGAUAAUUGUUACAAUUUUUUAAUAUUAUACAUGAAAUCACUACGAGUACGAAGUAGCUUGUUUCAUGUUUCUUCUUUCGAUAAGCAUUUGAUAUAUCGUAGUAAUUGGUAUAGGAUCUAUUUAUGAAACUGUGAGAAUGCAAUAUGUUAUUAAUGGUGCGUUGGGUUUUGAAGAUUAUUUUGGAGUAUCGAAUGUUACAUUCAUGUGUUGUGGGAUAACCUUGAGACGAGACUGCAUAAUUAUGAUGGAGAUAUGUUAAUUUUUUAUGAAAAGAUCAUUGUAUUUUUAAACUUAAUUAUUAUAUCAAUGACAUUUUGAUUGUAGAGGAGAAAAGUAAGCAGGACGAAUUGUGUGGAAAACAGUUAUUUGAAUGCCUUAAGAAAAAAGAGUUUAUGGAGUUUGCGUACUGUUUUGGAUUCUAAUCUUGAGAGAAGAGGUUAAGAAGUCAGUGGUGAAAAAUACUUUUUAACGAAUAACUUAAUUCUUUAUAUUUCCUUUGGUACCAAACGAUAUUAGAAAUUGUUCAUGAAUUAGUUAGCUGAAGGAAUGUAAAUAAUAAUACUAUAUAGAUCCCUUUCAUGUAGUAAUUAUGGUUUGAUUUCUUAAAAACAAUUAUUUUACAAAGCCCUGAUAGCUUGCAAAGACGCUAUUACUUUAAUGGAUUGUAUAAAGAUAAAAAGAAUUCAAGAUGAAUACUUAUUUUAUCUUCUGUUUCGGAGUCUUAUGCGUACAGAUUCAUAUUCAAGCAUAGUACUCAUGUUAUGAGUAAUAUAUUAUAAUUUGGCGUUAAAGCAUUAUUUGUUUUUGUAAGCCAUAGAUAUUACUUUGAUUGUAACAGUACUGCAAAAUAUUAACUUAACGUCACUCUUAUUGUUAUACGGCGCGUGGACAAAAUUCUCUUAACUUUUUAUAAUGAUUGAAAGAAAAACGAAUUACGAAUCUUAUAAUACCAAUAUGCGUUUUAUAAACACUAUUAGUACUAUUAUUUGACUAAUUAUUUUUGCAAGGGGAUAAUUUUGUGGUUUGAUUGAUUACAACUUGUAUAGUUAAUUUCUCAGAUAUAAUUAAGGAAAGAUUAGUAUAACUCUUUGGGUUUUUAUAAUAUACUGGGUUAUUGCUAUUCCACAUACACACAUAUGAUAUAAUUUAAUAUUAUAUGUCUAUUCACCCAAUAUGUUAAAAUAGAUACAAAAUAGGUAUCGCAUAUGUUCUAUCAAUGCAACAUAUUACCCUUGGAAUUGAGUAUUAUAGAUAAUGCAAUUAAGCAUUUACAAUAAAGAGGCAAGAUUAUCAAAACAAGCGGUUUCUAAUAUUCCUUUUGAGAAACAAUAAUUCGUAUUAAGAUUGUAAUCAACUUUUAUUAAUAAAGAUUUUUUUGUGUUACAAUCUGA
Molecule: messenger RNA, 3663 nt
Organism: Cephus cinctus (wheat stem sawfly)
Lineage: Eukaryota; Metazoa; Arthropoda; Insecta; Hymenoptera; Cephidae
Product: zinc finger protein 25
Exons: 12
Coding region: 286-2235 (649 amino acids)
Biological process (GO): regulation of transcription by RNA polymerase II
Cellular component (GO): nucleus
Molecular function (GO): RNA polymerase II cis-regulatory region sequence-specific DNA binding; DNA-binding transcription factor activity, RNA polymerase II-specific
Source: RefSeq, a predicted model, not a curated record